This is a messenger RNA of Clupea harengus (Atlantic herring), 7178 nucleotides long. RefSeq names its product myosin, heavy chain 9a, non-muscle (gene myh9a). Gene Ontology annotation, cellular component: myosin II complex; myosin filament; cytoplasm. Lineage: Eukaryota; Metazoa; Chordata; Actinopteri; Clupeiformes; Clupeidae. The record is from RefSeq and is a predicted model, not a curated record. Gene Ontology annotation, molecular function: ATP binding; microfilament motor activity; actin filament binding.
CAAUCGAACGUUGAUCCCUAACUAACCACUCCCGGACAUUUAAGCUGCCUGACAAGAGUGAGCGCACAGAGGAAGAUACAAGAGAGUGUAAAAGAGGAAGACACAAAAUAUUACUAUACAAGGAAGGGCGCACACACGGUGAUUUGACAAGGAAGUGGUGUGCGGCAUUAAGGGAGCUGUCUUCUUGUAACACGGACACCCUUCGAGCGCCUGCAACUUAACAGUCCUUAUAGCAACCAUGUCAAGUGCAGAGAAGUUUCUCUACGUUGACCGCAACUCCAUCAACAACCCUCUGGAGCAGGCCGACUGGGCUUCCAAGAAGCUGGUAUGGGUGCCCUCAGAAAAGGUGGGCUUCGAACCGGGCUCCAUCAAGGAGGAGAAGGGCGAGGAGUGCCUGGUGGAACUCACCGACUCUGGCAAGAAGGUCAAGGUGAACAAGGAUGACCUCCAGAAGAUGAACCCGCCCAAGUUCAGCAAGGUGGAGGACAUGGCCGAGCUCACCUGCCUCAACGAGGCCUCUGUGCUGCACAACCUGAAGGAGCGAUACUACUCCGGCCUCAUCUACACAUAUUCGGGGCUCUUCUGUGUGGUGAUCAACCCCUACAAGAAUCUCCCCAUCUACUCCGAGGAGAUAGUGGACAUGUACAAGGGCAAGAAGAGGCACGAGAUGCCCCCUCACAUCUACGCCAUCACAGAUACGGCCUACAGGAGCAUGAUGCAAGAUCGCGAGGACCAGUCCAUCCUGUGCACGGGUGAGUCAGGUGCUGGAAAGACUGAAAACACAAAGAAGGUUAUCCAGUAUCUGGCUCAUGUCGCGUCGUCAUUCAAGCUCAAGAAGGACCCGAGAGAUGCAGUCCUGUCUCAUGGAGAACUUGAAAAGCAGCUUCUGCAGGCUAACCCCAUCCUGGAGGCCUUUGGCAAUGCCAAGACGGUCAAGAAUGACAACUCCUCCCGAUUUGGGAAGUUCAUCAGGAUCAACUUUGAUGUAAAUGGCUAUAUUGUCGGGGCCAAUAUUGAAACUUAUCUACUGGAGAAAUCCCGUGCCAUCAGACAAGCCAGAGAGGAACGGGCAUUCCAUGUCUUCUACUACCUGCUAGCUGGGGCUGGAGAUAAACAGCGCACCGAGCUGUGUUUGGAAGACCACAGCAAGUAUCGCUUCUUAUCCAAUGGCAACGUGACCAUCCCAGGCCAGCAGGACCGGGACCUGUUUCAGGAGACCAUAGAUGCCUUUAAGAUCAUGAGCAUCCCAGAGGAGGAGCAGACUGGUCUGCUGAAGGUGGUGUCAUCUGUUCUUCAGCUGGGUAACAUGUCCUUUAAGAAGGAACGCCACACCGACCAGGCUGCCAUGCCUGAUGACACUGCUGCGCAGAAGGUGUGCCACCUCUUUGGCAUCAACGUGACGGACUUCACUCGCGCCAUCCUGUCCCCCCGCAUCAAGGUGGGUCGUGACUACGUGCAGAAGGCCCAGACGCAGGAGCAGGCAGAGUUCGCCGUGGAGGCCCUGGCCAAGGCCACCUACGAGCGGAUGUUCCGCUGGCUGGUCAUGCGCAUCAACAAAGCCCUGGACAAGACCAAGCGCCAGGGGGCCUCUUUCAUCGGAAUCCUGGACAUUGCUGGAUUUGAGAUCUUUGAGUUGAACUCCUUCGAGCAGCUCUGCAUCAACUACACCAAUGAGAAGCUGCAGCAGCUGUUCAACCACACCAUGUUCAUCCUGGAGCAGGAGGAGUACCAGAGGGAGGGCAUCGAGUGGAGCUUCAUCGAUUUCGGCCUGGACCUGCAACCCUGCAUCGAUCUCAUCGAGAGGCCCUCUGGUCCUCCUGGAGUCUUGGCCCUGCUGGAUGAGGAGUGCUGGUUCCCCAAAGCCACCAACAAGUCCUUUGUGGAGAAGGUGUGCCAGGAGCAGGGUGACCACCCUAAGUUCUACAAACCCAAGAAGCUGAAGGACGAUGCUGACUUCUGUAUUGUCCACUAUGCUGGAAGGGUGGAUUACAAAGCAGAUGAAUGGCUAACGAAGAACAUGGAUCCUCUGAAUGAGAGUGUGGUGUCUUUGCUCAACCAGUCUUCUGACAAGUUUGUGUCUGAACUGUGGAAAGACGUGGACCGUAUUGUCGGACUAGAUAAGGUGGCUGGAAUGGCUGACUCUCUGCAUGGGGCCUUCAAGACCCGUAAGGGAAUGUUCCGGACUGUCGGGCAGCUUUAUAAGGAGCAGCUCAGCAACCUGAUGACGACCCUGAGGAACACCAACCCCAACUUUGUCCGCUGCAUCAUUCCCAACCACGAAAAGAAGGCUGGUAAACUGGAGUCCCAGCUGGUUUUGGAUCAGUUGAGGUGCAACGGUGUCCUGGAGGGCAUCCGUAUUUGCAGACAGGGUUUCCCCAAUCGCAUCGUCUUCCAGGAGUUCAGACAGAGGUAUGAGAUCCUUACUCCCAGCGCAAUCCCCAAAGGGUUCAUGGAUGGCAAACAAGCGUGUGCCCUCAUGAUCAAAUCCCUGGAGCUGGACCCUAACCUCUAUCGGAUCGGCCAGAGCAAAGUGUUCUUCCGUGCCGGAGUCCUGGCCCACCUGGAGGAGGAGAGGGACCUGAAGAUCACCGACGUCAUCAUCAGCUUCCAGUCCUGGUGCAGGGGCUAUGUCGCACGCAAAUCUUUUGCCAAGAGGCAGCAGCAGCUGACCGCUAUGAGGGUGAUCCAGAGGAACUGUGCCGCCUACCUCAAACUCAAGAACUGGCAGUGGUGGAGACUCUUCACUAAGGUGAAGCCCCUGCUGCAGGUGACCCGGCAGGAGGAGGAGAUGUUUGCCAGAGAGGAGGAACUGGAGAAAGUGAAGGAGAUGCAGCAGCAAGCCGAACAGCAGCUCAAGGACUUUGAGCACAAGCAGGAGCAGAUUAUGGUUGAGAAGAUGGCUCUGCAGGAGCAGCUGCAAGCUGAAAUGGAGCUGUGUGCCGAGGCCGAGGAGGUGCGCGGGCGCCUGACGGCCAGACAGCAGGAGCUGGAGGACAUCCUCCAUGACCUGGAGUCCCGAGUGGAAGAGGAGGAGGAGCGCGUCACCCAUCUGCAGACGGACAAGAAGAAGAUGCAGCAGAACAUCUCGGAGCUGGAGCAGCAGCUGGAUGAGGAGGAGGGGGCCAGGCAGAAGCUGCAGCUGGAGAAGGUCACUACGGACGCCAAGCUGAAGAAGAUCGAAGAGGACGUCAUGAUUCUGGACGACCAAAACAACAAGCUCAACAAGGAAAAGAAACAUUUUGAAGAGAGGAUCUCUGAGUUCACUGCUAUCCUGGCGGAAGAGGAGGAGAAGUCCAAGAGUCUUCAGAAACUCAAGAACAAGCAUGAGGCCAUGCUCACCGACCUGGAAGACCGUCUCCGUAAGGAGGAGAAGCAGCGUCAGGAGCUGGACAAGAGCCGGCGCAAGCUGGAGGGCGACUCUUCUGAGCUGAGUGACCAGAUGUCCGAGCUGCAGGCCCAGAUAGCUGAGCUCCGUGCCCAGCUGGCCAAGAAGGAGGAGGAGCUUCAGGCAGCUUUAGCCAGGAUUGAGGAGGAGGCCGCCCUGAAGAACACAGCCCAGAAGAAGAUCCGGGAGCUGGAGGCUCAGCUGUCCGAGCUGCAGGAGGACCUGGAGCUGGAGAAGGGGGCCCGCGCCAAGGCUGAGAAACACCGCCGGGACCUGGCUGAGGAGCUGGAGGCCCUCAAGACCGAGCUGGAGGACACGCUGGACACCACGGUUGCCCAGCAGGAGCUCAGAGCGAAGCGAGAGUCUGAGGUAACUGAGCUGAAGAGGACUCUGGAUGAAGAGGCCAAGACCCAUGAAACGAUGCUAGGCGAAUUACGCUUGAAGCACAACCAGGCCUUUGAGGAGCUCAAUGAGCAGCUGGAACAGGCCAAAAGGAACAAGGUGUCGGUGGAGAAGACGAAGCAGGCACUGGAGAGCGAGCGGAACGAGAUGCAGAUUGAGCUGAAGUCUCUGUCCGACAGCAAGAACGACUCCGAACAACGCAGGAAGAAGGCCGAGUCCCAGCUGCAGGAGAUCCAGAUAAAGCACACGGAGAGCGAGAAGCAGAGGCAGGAACUGUCCACCAAAGCGGCCAAGAUGCAGACGGAGUUGGAGCAAGUCAACAGCACGCUGAAUGCAGUUGAGAGCAAGUCCAUCAAGGCCAGCAAGGACUGCUCUGCUGUGGAGUCCCAGCUUCAGGAUGUCCAGGUGCUCCUUGAAGAGGAGACCCGACAGAAACUGUCCUUGUCCACCAAGCUGAGGCAGACCGAGGAUGAGCAGAGCAACCUGCGGGAGAUGCUUGAGGAAGAGGAGACGGCCAAGAAGAACGUGGAGAAGCAGCUGUACACUGCACAGUCCCAGCUAGCCGAGUUGAAGAAGAAGGUGGAGCAUGAGACCCUGUCUCUGGAGAGUGUGGAGGAGAGCAAGAAGCGUCUGCAGCGCGAGAUGGAGGGAGUCGUGCAGCAGCUGGAUGAGAAGAACUCGGCCUACGACAAGAUGGAGAAGACCAAGACCCGCCUGCAGCAGGAGCUGGACGACAUGACGGUGGAUCAGGACCACCUCCGCCAGAUCGUCACCAACCUGGAGAAGAAGCAGAGGAAGUUUGAUCAGAUGCUGGCCGAGGAGAAGGGCAUCUCCACCAAGUACGCUGAGGAGCGGGACCGAGCCGAGGCGGAGGCCCGGGAGAAGGAGACUCGGGCUCUGACCCUCACCCGGGAGCUGGAGAGCAUGACCGACCAGAGGGACGACCUCGACCGUGCCAACAAGCUGCUCAAGGCCGAGAUGGAGAACUUGGUGUCCUCAAAGGAUGACGUUGGCAAGAGUGUCCAUGAGCUGGCGCGCUCCAAGAGGGCGGUGGACCAGCAGCUGGAAGAGAUGAAGACGCAGCUGGAGGAGCUGGAGGAUGAGUUGCAGCUCACAGAAGACGCCAAGCUGCGUCUGGAGGUCAACAUGCAGGCCAUGAAGGCCCAGUUCGACCGGGACCUGCUGGCCAGAGAUGAACAGGGCGAGGAGAAGAGGAAGCAGCUGAUCAAACAGGUGCGGGAGAUGGAGGUGGAGCUGGAGGAUGAGCGCAAGCAGCGCACUCUGGCCAUGGCCGGCCGCAAGAAGCUGGAGCUCGACCUGUCCGAGCUGGAGGCUCAUAUCGACAUGGCCAACAGGGCUCGUGAUGAGGCCCAGAAACAGCUCAGGAAACUGCAGGCCCAGCUGAAGGAAACGCUUCGAGAGUUUGAGGAUAUGCGGAUGUCCAGGGAGGAAGCGCUCAACGAGGCCAAAGAAAACGAGCGCAAGAUCAAAACCAUGGAGGCUGAGAACUUUCAGCUUCAAGAGGAUCUCUCCUCAUCUGAACGGGCGAAGAAACAGGCACAGAAUGAGCGGGAUGAGCUGCAGGAUGAAAUCGCCAGCCAGAAUAGCAAGAACUCUCAGCUGAGUGAGGAGAAGAGGAAGCUGGAGGCCCGCAUCGCCCAGCUUGAGGAAGAGCUGGAGGAGGAGCACUUCAACACCGAGCUGACCAAUGACCGACUGAGGAAAGCCACUCUGCAGACCGACCAGCUGACCAACGAGAUCUCAACUGAGCGCAGUAACAGCCAGAUCCUGGAGGGCUCGCGCUCGCAACUGGACCGCCAGAACAAGGAGCUGAAGCUUAAACUGCAAGAGAUGGAGGACACGGUCCGGUCCAAAUACAAGUCCACCAUCGCUACCCUGGAGACCAAGAUUGCACUGCUUGAGGAGCAGCUUGACGCUGAAACCAGAGAACGACAGGUGGCCUCUAAACUGGUGCGGCGCUCCGAGAAGAGGCUGAAGGAAAUCCUGCUGCAAGUUGACGACGAGAGACGCAACACGGAGCAGUUCAAAGACCAGGCCGACAAGCUGAACGUCCGCAUGCGUCAGCUCAAGAGACAGCUGGAGGAGGCCGAGGAGGAGUCCACGCGUGCCAACGCCUUCCGUAGGAAGCUGCAGAGAGAGCUGGAUGAUGCCACAGAGUCUGCUGACAGCAUGAACCGUGAAGUCAGUACUCUAAAGAGCAAACUCCGGCGCGGGGACUACUCUGUGAACGUGAGGAGGCUUGUUGGCCGCUCAGGCGGGGACAGCGAUGAGGAGGUGGAUGGAAAGAGUGAAGCGAAGAGCGAAGAGGUCACACCCGAGUAACCCACCUGUUCAGAAGCAAGAGCGCCCCCCGCAGGUCACAUGAUUGGAACUGCUUACCUCACUUUCAGUGUGGUUUGCCUGAUGGUGACCCCUAUUUUCCAGCCUUAAUCAUGUUGUUUGACAUGUAUGAAUCCAAAUGCCCCCCUGGGAACUGCUUUUACAUUUAACUGUCUUGAAGUGUAACCAACUUGCAGCAUAGAGACCUAGACGUCAGCGAGCAACAGAAUACUCCAUGUUGGUAAAUGGAGCACAUAAGCACUCAACAUUAAGAGAUUCGUCCAAAUAUCCAUGUUCACUUUAAUUUGAAAUAUUACAUUUUAUUAUUUUUUGUACUUUACAUAGAUACCUAAAUGACCACUUUUGCUCAGUCAUUCUGCCUCUUGUUCUUAGAGGAGGAUUGUUGCAACUGAACUUUGCUCUACACGUUUUGUUGGUUAAGAGUUUUCUAAAUUAAAGUGUUUACCAAGUCUCACCAAAAUAGUUGACACAGAAACGGGUCACAUUGUUAAUGCUGUUCAAAGUGGUAACUGCCAUCUAACUGCUAUCUCAUGUAUGCCUUUAAAAAGUUACUCCCCAGUUUUUGAAGGGGCUCAGGAUUUUCCACAUCUGUUAAAGAUAUUUAGGUGAUGGGGAUAUAACCACAUUUAGUUAGUGCUGAUGUGUGUCGUGUACACACACUAGCGGUCAGGCUUGGUGGUGAGUGUUUUAGGCCAAUGUAUUACUGUUGUAUUGAAUGUCCGUCUGCCUGCAGCAAUACUAGUUUAUUGAAACACUUUUAUAUGAAAAUGUAUACUCUGCCCUUAAUCUCUUCAGUAUUAAGUAACUCUUCAUCUUUAACAUCUAUGGUUUGGUCCCUCUUGGCAGUGUUAGUUUCCAUAUACUGUAGAUCUGUUAAACUGGGGGUUAAGUAUAAAUUUAUGCUUGCAAUUAAUUUUAGAAAUGAAAAGGUAUAUAUUUGAUUUGCUCACUGUGACCUAUGCAAUUUUUAUCUGUCAUUGGUCCAUUUAAUGUAUAUUUGCAUUUCAAUAAAGUGAAUGGUAUAACUCUC